AUGUGGAACUUCAGAAGACAAUUUGCGCGAUCAUUAUUAUUACUUUCGCAUCACAAUAAUUCCAGUUCAAGAACUUUUCCUACUGUCAUUUGCUCAACGCAAUUUAUCUAUCAACAUGUUAAUCCGUCCAUAUCCUCUAAUGGUUUUUCAAUUAAACCGUAUGGCUUUCCAAUAUUUUUCUCUUCCUCAACUUACACCCGUGUAGGAAAUUCAGAUUCUGAUGAACCAGAUGAAAAGGAGUUAGAAAAUGAUAGCGAGAGAUUAGUUCCCUCCAAAGAUUCUAUCAAAAAAACUGAACUUGAAAGAGAAACUGGAUUGAUAAUGGAGAUAAUCAAGCGACCUGGUCGAAGUUGUAUUGCUUUGAGGAACAAUCUUGAGAAAUGUGGUGUGGCCACCUCGCCGGAGCUGGUGGUUGAAGUUCUUUCACAAGUUAGGAACGAUUGGGAACUGGCGUAUACAUUCUUUCUUUGGGCUGGCAAUCAGCCAGAUUACGCACAUUUUUUGCGCCAGUAUCAUUCCAUGAUCGGUAUUCUGGGUAAAAUGAGAAGAUUCGAUACUGCUUGGACAUUGAUUGAUGAAAUGAAGAGAGGUGGAAAGAAUGGCGGAGAAUCAAUGGUGACUCCUCACACCUUAUUGAUCAUGAUCAGAAGGUAUUGUGCUGUUCAUGAUGUGGGCAAGGCCAUCAACACCUUUUAUGCGUAUAAACAGUUUAACUUCGAGGUUAAUAUUAAUUCGUUUCAAGAUCUUCUUUCUGCUCUUUGUCGAUACAAAAACGUGAAAGAAGCUGAGAGUUUGAUGCUCUGUAACAAAGACGUUUACCCAUUAACAACCAAAAGCUUCAACAUCAUCCUCAACGGAUGGUGUAACAUCAUCUGCAGUCCACGAGAAGGGAAGAGAAUAUGGUGGGAAAUGAACAACAGAGGGAUCCAUCGUGAUGUUAUAUCAUAUUCAACUAUCAUAACUUGCUUUUCAAAAUCCAGUGAAACGAAAGAAGUAAUCAAGAUUUUUGAUGAGUUGAUAGCAUCAGAUAUUAAUCCCGAUAGAAAGGUUUACAACGCUGUGAUUCACUCUCUUGCAAAAUCCGGGCUUGUAGUUAAAGCACGCAAUCUGAUGAAAUCAAUGGAAGAGAAAGGAAUAUCUCCAAAUUCAAUCACGUACAACUCCUUGAUCAUGCCUCUUUGUAAAGCACAACGAUCUACAGAUGCUCGUGAAGUGCUCGAUGAAAUGCUGCAAAGAGGAUUGCUCCCUACAGUUCGAACAUACCAUGCUUUUUUCCAGGCAUCAAGAACAGCUGAAGAAGCUCUUUUGAUCUUGAAGAAGAUGAAUGUAAUGGGAUGUUGCCCGAAUCAUGACACUUAUGCCAUGUUGAUUAGAAAGUUCAGUCGAUGGGGGGAAUUGGAAAAUGUGUCGAAGAUUUGGAAUGAGAUGAUUAGCAAUGGGCUGGAUCCUGAUCGGAGUUCUUAUGUGGCCCGGAUUCAUGGGCUUUUUUUGAAUGGGAUGUUGGAGGAAGCUUAUAAAUAUCAUGUGGAAAUGAAGGCUAAAGAUUUAUUACCUGAGCCUGAGAUAGAAGAGAGGCUGGAUGAAUGGAUGAAAAUCAAAUGUAGCAAUUCAUAA
This is a messenger RNA of Lactuca virosa, 1614 nucleotides long. The record is from the annotation of a GenBank genome assembly. Lineage: Eukaryota; Viridiplantae; Streptophyta; Magnoliopsida; Asterales; Asteraceae.